Messenger RNA from Candoia aspera, 6508 nucleotides. It is a transcript of the gene CDYL2, whose product is annotated as chromodomain Y like 2. Bases 318 to 1841 code for a protein of 507 amino acids. NCBI's taxonomy places the organism in Eukaryota, Metazoa, Chordata, Lepidosauria, Squamata, Candoiidae. Gene Ontology annotation, molecular function: transcription corepressor activity. The transcript is spliced from 7 exons. The record is from RefSeq and is a predicted model, not a curated record. Gene Ontology annotation, cellular component: nucleus.
ACGCAGCGCCGGAGCGCUGCUCUCUGCUUCCCCGCCGCCGCCGCCGCUCCUGGUUACGCCAGCCUGCCAGCCUGCCUCUCGCCCUCUUCCUUCGCCUCCGAUUCUGCGCACAGGAGCCCCACAGCCUGUCAUUCUGCACAGCACAGUUGUUUUUCUUUUUCUUUUUUUUUUCCGCUCGGGUCGGCGAGCGAGUGGGGGAAAAACACACACGGAGGCACACGCACGGGCACACGCACGCCCGGAGAGCCAGCCGGCCAGCCCGCCAGCCAGCCGCGGCGAGAAGAGCGGCGCGCCGGAGCCCAGUCCCCCAGCCCAGCAUGGCUUCAGGGGACCUUUACGAGGUUGAAAGGAUUGUAGACAAAAGGAAGAAUAAAAAGGGUAAAUGGGAAUAUCUCAUACGCUGGAAAGGUUACGGAAGCAACGAAGACACGUGGGAACCAGAACAUCACUUAUUGCACUGUGAAGAAUUUAUCGAUGAAUUCAACGGACUGCACAUCACGAGGGAAAAGCGAGCCAAAUCUGGGAAACAAGCCAACGUGCCCAAAUUUUUACGAGAAAGCCGGGGGUCAUCCCUUGACAAAAUAACGCACAGACCCUCAGACUCGGGGAAAAACAAAGGACUCUCCCAUAAAAGGAAGCGUAUGACCCCAACGUUUCAAAAGUCAAAAAAGAGCUAUGCGGCAAAGCCUGCAUCUUCAAACGACAGAGCUGCUAAAACGGUGUCAUACCGGACUACCCCCAGCGGCUUGCAAAUCAUGCCUCUGAAAAAGCCGCACAACGGCUUGCAGAACGGAGAUGCCACAUUUGAGAAGGAUUCUGCUCAUUUGGGGAAUGGCUCUCAAAAGGCAAUCGAGGAUUUAAAUGAACCUGAAGGAGAACCCAAUUUGCCUGGAGUAGUGGAGGCUAAUAACGAGUCGCCCAUCAUGAAUGGCAUCGGUUCUUCUCUUGCAAAUGGAGGCCUGAAUCUUCCUAGCACUGUGAAACGGAAGCUGGAGGGGGAAAAGGAUUACGUCUUCGAUAAGAGACUCAGGUACAGCGUGCGUCAGAAUGAAAGCAACUGUCGGUUUAGAGACAUUGUUGUACGCAAAGAAGAUGGAUUCACGCACAUCCUCCUAUCCAGUCAGACCUCAGAUAACAAUGCACUGACUCCAGAGAUCAUGAAAGAGGUCCGGAGAGCCCUGUGCAAUGCAUCUGCUGAUGAUAGUAAGCUGCUACUCCUCAGUGCUGUAGGCAGCGUGUUUUGUAGUGGCUUGGACUAUUCCUACCUAAUUGGAAGGUUAUCCAGCGACCGGAGAAAAGAAAGCACCAGGAUCGCUGAGGCUAUAAGGGAUUUUGUGAAAGCCUUUAUUCAGUUUAAGAAGCCCAUUGUGGUUGCCAUCAAUGGCCCUGCUCUAGGCUUGGGGGCUUCAAUCUUACCGCUGUGUGACAUUGUUUGGGCAAGUGAAAAGGCCUGGUUCCAAACGCCCUAUGCAACCAUUCGGCUCACGCCUGCUGGCUGUUCAUCGUACACAUUUCCACAGAUAUUGGGCGUUGCUCUGGCCAAUGAGAUGCUGUUUUGUGGAAGAAAGCUGACAGCGCAAGAGGCCUGCAGCAGAGGACUUGUCUCCCAAGUCUUUUGGCCGACCACAUUUGGGCAGGAAGUGAUGCUGAGAGUAAAAGAAAUGGCAUCCUGCAGUGCGGUGGUUUUAGAAGAAUCGAAAUGCCUGGUUCGGAGUUUCCUAAAAUCUGGCCUUGAAGACGUGAAUGAGAAAGAAUGUCAGAUGUUAAAGCAGCUCUGGAGUUCUUCCAAAGGACUAGAUUCAUUAUUCAGCUAUCUACAGGACAAGAUCUAUGAAGUUUGAAACUGUUAUAUGACUUGAAAGGAAAAGGGGGAAGAAUGUUCUGGGACAAAGGAGAUUUCAGGUGUCUCCGGGUUUGAGAUAAAUAAUACGAAAGCCAAAACCCAGAUCCAGCAAAUCCUCCAGGGGACUUUGUGAUGGCAUAUCUAACACAUCUGAGGUUGCACCAGUUUCCUUGUGAAUUCAGCAACUCUUCUGAGCACGAUUGGUUUUUCUUUGUCGAAGGAAGGGCAGAUGUUUUAACCCAGCCUUUGGCAAGAGUUGCAUCUGAACACACACGUGGCUGAGAGAAACAUACAAACAUCCAGAAGCACUAGUGGUAACCCUUUAAGGCACACCACCAAUCUCACUUCUUUUGUCUUCUUUAUUAUUAUUAUUAUUAAUAUUAAUAUUAACUAACUUAUUCUUGCUACUGUAAGCAACUUGUCACGGCAUCAGUCCAAAUGACUCGGUUUAGAACUCAGGCCUAAAUCAUAUUUACCUGGCUGGCCUGCUUUGAGAAGAUGACAAUACUUUUUGUCUGUUGGAACAUUAACAACAGAACACAUUGUAUAUGGGGGGGGGGGAUAUAAUUUAUCAUGGAUGAUGGCUGAAAGAAAAUAAUGUUGCAAAAAAAUCUUACCUGGAUUCCUCCCCCCUUUUGGGUGAAUUUAUUUAAUUAAUUUAUUUGUGUUUGUGUGUGUCUGUGAGUAUGGGGGGAGAUAUAUAUAUAUAUAUAUAUACAUAUAUAUACAUAUAUAUAUAUAUAUAUAUAUAUAUAGUUAGUUGUUGGCUUCGUUAUUAAUUAUCAUUGUAUUAGAUGGGAUAGGUUUUGCACAUGUGUACGAUCUCCCUGAUUGUCUUUAAACAGAGCUGCGCUAUGUGAGCAAAGACAUAGCAAAGACAAAAGGAAGUGAAUCAGAUAAUGUCAUGGACUAUUGGGGGCAUUUAAAAAAGGAAGAACUCUGUGAUUCAUAUUCAGGAAUUGUCCUCAGAGGUGGACAUUGUGUUUGAACCUUCCUUAAGGAAAAACAACAGAGUGCCGAAACUGUGAGUGUAACACAAAUCUUCUUGAGAACUUGAGGAAUAGGGCAGGGUGUACCAUUUUUUUUUAAUAACAAAUGUUUACUAUUUUUUCUAAUCAGCUGAACAGUAAUAACUCAAUUGCACCGACAUAGGGUACCAACAGAGCAUGACGAAUUCUGCUUGCUAUAGAGCAUAAAGGCUACCCAUCCUCCCAAGAAGUGGUAUAAUACUCUUAAGGACACCUUUCAAAAGCUGCUAGAAAAGGUUCUUGUGUUCCUUUUAUUUUCCAGCAAAUGAUAGCUCUCCGUUCCAUUAGAAAAAAAAUGCAGAAAGACAGAGCUUUCUUUUGGAGUACUCUGCGCUCCUUUGCUCUUAGAACCUGACUCCAAUACUUCCUGGAAGCACGGCAGAGAUUUUAACACCUUCCACCGUCUGUGAAGUCCCUGGAAAAGUAAUGGAAGAACAGUGUUCUUUUCAAGUUGGCAAGGUCCGGUCAAGGUGCAUUAGGAGGAGAACAUUUACAUGCAUGGGCUGCUUUAUGGGAUGGCUGCCCACCUUCUGGCUAUGAAGAUUGCAGAAAAAAAGAGGGAACAGAAAGUCAAAUAUCUCUAGGUUUAAGUUCAUUUCAUGAAUUGUGGCUUCCAUGAGUUUUCUGAACUUUUUGUUUGUUUUUCAUUUCUCUUUCUUUUUUUCCUCUGUAGUUGUUUCCAUUUAAGUUCAAUUUCUUAUUAGGUGUUAGAGCUUCCAAAUGGGAUAUUGAAUUCCUGGGGAUGGGAGAGACUUCCUCUGUUUAGUUUGAUUUUUUAAAUGCAUUUCAUUUAGCAGAACUCCCUCUGGUCAGGAAGUCUCUACAGAAUUCUUACAAAUCAGUGCACAGUCUGGCUUCAAGCAUCACUUUGAGGAAACCAUGUUCUUACCAGAAUGCAUUGGACAUAUCAACUAGGAUUUUCAGGCAAGGGGAAUGGAGAAUGUUUCUCUUCUUCUCCGCUACGGAUGGCGAAGAAUCUCAAUAAAUUCAUAAAUCAUUUGCUACUGGAGUCCGGCUGUUCUGGACUCAGGACUAAAAUCCUUGAAGUAUAUAAUACCAAGCAAAUGGAAAUCAUGGAAACAAAAUUCAUAGCAAAACAUUCAUUUAUUGAAAUAAUAUUUUUAUAAUUUUCAAAAUGUGGUACAGCCCCUCUUCCAGAAACACAUUUUCAUGAACUCGCAGGAAGACUUUCCAGCCCUGAAAUGUGCUUUGAGCGGAUGGAAUUCUUGGGAUCCUAAACUUCUGGAUUUCCAAAUAUACCUGAUUUUGAAACUUUAAUAUUUUUUUCAAGGUAUUCUUAUUUUUACAUUUUCCUGGCCAAUAAGGAGUUGAAACAGGCUGAAUAUAAUUCCUUCAUAAAAUUCUAAAUCUUACUUUUUAAAAAAAAGCAUCAAUAUGAUUAUUCUAAUUUCAGGGGUUUAAGGUCAGUGAUUAUUUUAAAAAGGAAAAAAAAAGCUUCCUCAUCUAGUUUUAUCUUUCCAGCAUCACUUGAGUAUUUAGCUAUAUAGGUGUGCUGUAUAUACUGGGUUGAAUAUCUUUAUUAAUAUUCACAGUAUUUAAUAAAAUGCAAAUUUGCUGUUAAGUAUGUUAUAUUAUUUCAUGUAAAUGUUUUUGUACAAAUCUUUAAAGAUUGCCCAGUUUUUGCAUUUGUAGAUAUGAAAAAAUAAGCAAUUCAUUUUUCUCUGUUUGUCUUGCAUGUGUGUGUGGGUGUAUGUGUGUGUGGGUAUCUAUAUGUGUGUGGGUGUGGAUGUAUGUAUACACACACAUACAUAUUGCUGUACAUAAAAUGUGUUAGUUGGGUGCCCUUCUGUUUCAAUGAAUAAGCUUGCUGAUUUUAAUACAGUAUAUAUUUUCAAAAAAAUAUAAACUUUUUAUAUUUCCGUGGUAGAUUAGGGUAAGCGUUUUAGGCAAUCUUUUUACACUAUGGUUAACUCUUCUUUUAAUCUCUAGUAUUCUGGGAUUGAUGCCAAUUGUUUUUCACUUAGAAUAAUACAUUGUUUUACUGUUAUUAAUAUAUGCAGGCAGGUUUUUGGUUUCCUUCCUUCCUUUCUUCCAGCCUUGAAAGAAAUGAAUUUGUAGAUUUGCUGCAUUUGUGAAUAAGCCUUACCACUAGUUUAAAACAAAGAUUGUUAACUGCCUAAGGAAAAUGAACAGUCAACUCUUUGGGGUGGCAGACUAUCAAGGAUUAUAACAUCCUUCCAUAAUCUGAGAACUCCAGGAGUUGUAGGCCCAAUGCAUCUGGAGGAGAUGGGGUUGCAGAAGGUUGGGUUAGAAGAUCAGAUCCUGCCAUGCAGACAUGAAGCAAGUGGGGACAAUUCAUAUUGAAAGCUUUCUACCCCAAAACUGACCCCUCUUCCAAGCAUAAUUUUUCUGCGCUUCAGGUUCUGGACUUGGAUCCACCUGUAGAAAACUUGAAGAGGGGUGGUUUGAGGGAGGAAAAUAAUGUUAAAUGGAUUUAAUCUCCAUUACUUGUGAUGACCUUUUAAGAAACCCCCUUUCCUCCAACAGCUGCAUUCAGACAGUUGGCAAACUUAGAAUGCAGGGCCUUAAUUUUUUUCUAGUGAAAAGGAGAAUACGGGUUGUACUGGUUGUAUGUACAUGUGUUCUUUUCAAACAUAGUCAGGCUCUUUAGCAUGGGCUUUGUUCUAUAGUCAGGGAUGGGAGCCUCCAGCCCAUGGGUCUAAUCUGGCCCACCUAACCAACCCUAAUCAAGCUCAGGUUCUUUGGGUGGCUCAAUCUAUGAAAGUCAAACCUGGUUGAAGCCAACUCUCUCUAGGAGGCCCUAAAGUUUACAUAAGAGAUGUAGAGACAAUCUGAAUUGUGCAUUUAAAUGCUCCACAUCCUGGAUGUAUUAUCUCUGUUUACCCUAUUAACAAUAUGUUUUGAAGCCAUACUUAAUAUCUUUGCCACUAUUUCAAACAUGGACAAAGAAAGUCCUUCAUGUAAUUCACCGACAUUUUCAAACAGGAUUUGGGCUUCUAGGGAAUAAUACAUGUAAAUAUAAAGCUUCCAUUAAAAACAAUAAGGACCAAAGAAUUCCAUUUUCCCAAUCAUGCCUUUGGUUGUCACGUCCUGUUCAACAUGCAUUUUGUAUCAUUUUUUAAUUCAUUUUAGAGAAAGAAAAAGGGGCAAGGUAGCCAGAGUAAGUCUAUCUGGUGAAAAAACAAUGGAAAAAGGAAAAUGAAAAAUAGUUAUAAGUGAUGAGGUGUCUAUUGGUAAGGCUUAUUACCAAACUCUGAAGAUAAAGCAGGUAACCAAAAAAAGAGAAAAGAAUUAAAAUAUAGAUGUUUUCAGAUAUGGCCCAUAAAUUAUUUUGUUGUCUGAAUGUCAUGUUUCCAAUAUUUGUGAAGAUGGAGACUGCACAGUAUGACCAAUAUGAGGGUAUGGGGCACCCCUUGACCACAGUGUUGUAAAUAUUUCAGAAAUUAGUUAAGUACUGAGGGAUGCAUAUCUUCUGAUAUAUCUGAUAUAGUGACUGUGUAGAUCAAAUUGUACACAACUUAUUUGUCAAUGGUCUUGUAAACUAGUGUAUCAACACAUUUUUCUGGGUGCCUUAGAAGUUGUAUUUUUCAUGUGUGUUAAUAUGCAGUAUUUAUACAUUGUGAGAAGCUGCUUUGAAUAAAAACAUUGAAACUUC